AUGUCAUCCUCUGUUCACUUCAAGUUCAAGUCUCAGAAAGAACCCUCCAGGGUAACCUUUGAUGGCACCGGUAUCUCUGUCUUUGAAUUGAAACGCGAAAUCAUCAAUCAGAGUAGGCUUGGUGAUGGAACUGACUUCGAGUUAUCGAUCUAUAACGAGGAUACUGGGGAAGAGUACGAUGAUGAUACCACCAUCAUACCCCGUUCCACUGCUGUCAUCGCCCGAAGACUACCUGCCUCCCGGCCUGGGAAAGGCGGUGCUGCCCGUUAUGUAUCCGGGAAAAUGCCCGUGAAUGCGCGCAACGCCCCUCGUCAUGAUCAGACUUCGUCGACCCGGACAGCUCUAGGUUCUAGUAAUACAGUUAGCAACGGUGUUCAGGAACUUAAUAACGCUCAGACCGAAGAGGAGAAAAUCAAUGCGCUAUUCAAUCUGCAAGCUAAUCAAUGGAGGGAACAACAACAGGAGAUGGCGAAUGUCACGCCUGUUCCCUUUGGCCGAGGUCGAGGUAAACCAGUCAAUAUUCCCGAUCAUCCACCGCCACCCGGUUAUCUUUGCUACCGAUGUCGUGAAAAAGGACAUUGGAUCCAAGCGUGUCCAACAAAUAAUGACCCUAAGUUUGAUGGGAAGUACAGAGUCAAGAGAUCAACUGGUAUCCCUCGCUCUCUUCAAACCAAGGUCGAGAAGCCGGAAUCAAUCACACAGGAUGGGUCUAGUGAAGACUUAAGAAAUACUGGCGUGAUGGUCAAUGCUGAUGGAGAUUUCGUUAUUGCGAAGCCAGACAAGGCAGCGUGGGAACUGUACCAAGAGAAAGCCAAAGCAUCCGCCGCAGCCGCCGCAGAGGCAGCAGCGGCAGAAUACAGCAAAGAGCUGCAAACUCGAGGGUUGGAAUGUCCAAUUGACAAACGCAUGCUCCUAGAGCCCACAAAAACGCCGUGCUGCCAAAGAACUUACUGCAACGAUUGCAUUACGAAUGCCUUAAUAGAGAGCGAUUUCGUCUGUCCUGGAUGUGCAACGGAGGGAGUCUUACUUGAUAAUCUCUUCGUCGACGAGGAGGCCGUCGAUAAAAUAAAGGUGUAUGAGACCGAAAAGGCAGAGUCCAAAAAGGAGAAGGAAAAGCAACAGACUUCUCACGAGGACCAGUCGGCUGCUGCAAGUGAUGCCGCAGUUACGAUAUCUGAAACGACUUUACCCAGCCAAGGUGUAAGUGCAGAAUCGAAAAAAAGACCAGCCGAGUUUGAGCGUCCCAGCACGGCUACCGAAGAGCCCAUUGCCAACACCUCGUCAAAGAAACACAAAACCGACAACAUUCAAGCGACAAGCGACAAGCCCACUUCACAAACUCAAAAUCAUGCUGGAUCUACUACGACUCCUCCCUUCAGCCAGCAGAUGUUUCCCGGCCUCGGUUUCAUGCAGGCUUCCGGUAUUCCUGCAAUGCCGUUUCCUGACCCUGGAUUUGAGCCCGUUGGAUUUAUGAACAACGCAAUGGGUUUGAAUCCGACCGGCAAUUUUCCGACCCCUAUGGACCAAGCAUGGAACACUAUGAACCCACUAAACUUCAACUCACUUCCAGGUGGGCCUUACGGUGACCAUGUCAGUGGUGCAAUGCACGGCGGAUAUGGCCCAAAUGGUAUGUAUAAUGGCGUUGGAGAUACGCCCAGUAACAUGUUUCCCAUGUCUACAAUGGUGGGACCCAACCCAGGGUUCCCGCAGGGACCGGGAAUGAGUCAUUUCUCGAAUCAGCAACGAACCACAUUCAGCACCCCGUAUGCGAGAGAAGAGGAUACGGCUUAUUUCCGCCAACCUGUUAACCCGCAAAGACACCAGGCAAGACACCGGAGGAUAAGACCUAGUGAUUACCGUGAGCUGUAA
Aspergillus affinis is the source of this 1869-nucleotide messenger RNA. RefSeq names its product cleavage polyadenylation factor subunit MPE1. The coding region runs from base 1 to 1869 and encodes 622 amino acids. The record is from RefSeq and is a predicted model, not a curated record. Gene Ontology annotation, cellular component: nucleus. Gene Ontology annotation, molecular function: nucleic acid binding; ubiquitin protein ligase activity; zinc ion binding. Gene Ontology annotation, biological process: protein ubiquitination; ubiquitin-dependent protein catabolic process; mRNA processing. The transcript has 4 exons. Lineage: Eukaryota; Fungi; Ascomycota; Eurotiomycetes; Eurotiales; Aspergillaceae.